CUCGAAGCAACGAGCUGAUACAUGAUCUCAAAACAAAGAAAAAUAUAAAAAAUAUAUUUAAAAAAAAGAACAAAAAAUUGUAAAAUUCUAAGUAUAGCAAAUUAUAAGAAAGUAGAACUAGUAGUUGGCGGUACAACACGAGAAAAGGACUGUGUGGUAUUACCAUCAACGUGGGAAUCCAUACUUAGUUGUUAGCUGCCCUUUUCUCGGCAAUCUUCCUUAUAUUUAACUACCCAUCAAAAUUCAAACAAACCCAAAAACCCAUUUCAAAUCUCCAUCAAAAACCCACAAAAAUGGCCGAAAAGCCCACAACACUUACAGCAUUAGAAGGGGAAACUACUCUGAAUCCAACCUUUGUUCGUGAUGAAGAUGAAAGGCCAAAGGUUGCUUAUAAUGAGUUUAGUAGUGAAAUACCAAUCAUUUCUAUUGAAGGAAUCGAUGAAAAUGGAGAAAAAAGAAGUGAAAUUUGUAGGAAAAUAGUGGAUGCUUGUGAACAAUGGGGGAUUUUUCAAGUGAUUGAUCAUGGGGUUGAUGAUAAUCUUAUUGAUGAUAUGACGCGUUUGGCUAGAGAAUUCUUUGCUCUUUCGCCUGAGGAGAAGCUUAGGUUUGAUAUGUCUGGUGGGAAGAAAGGUGGUUUUAUUGUUUCUAGCCAUCUUCAGGGAGAAGCUGUACAAGACUGGAGGGAGAUAGUAACUUACUUUUCAUACCCAAUUAAGAACAGGGAUUAUUCAAGAUGGCCUGAUAAGCCAGAAGGAUGGAUUAAGGUAGCAGAACAGUACAGUGACAAGUUAAUGGCCUUGGCUUGCAAGCUCCUUGGGGUUUUGUCUGAGGCAAUGGGUCUUGAUACUGAGGCACUCACCAAAGCCUGUGUUGAUAUGGACCAGAAAAUGGUGGUGAAUUACUACCCUAAAUGCCCACAACCCGACCUCACCCUUGGCCUUAAACGUCACACUGACCCUGGUACCAUCACCCUGCUCCUCCAAGAUCAGGUUGGUGGGUUGCAAGCGACUCGCGAUGGUGGUAAGACUUGGAUCACAGUCCAGCCUAUCCCUGGUGCCUUUGUUGUUAACCUUGGGGAUCAUGGCCAUUUUUUGAGCAACGGGCGAUUCAAGAAUGCAGAUCACCAGGCUGUGGUGAACUCAAACUACAGCAGAUUGUCAAUAGCAACAUUUCAGAAUCCGGCACCAGAGGCAAUAGUAUAUCCAUUAGCAAUACGAGAAGGAGAGAAUCCGAUCCUAGAAGAGCCCAUCGCCUUCACGGAGAUGUAUAGGAGGAAGAUGAGCAAGGACCUCGAACUUGCACGCCUUAAGAAACUCGCUAAGGAGCAAAAGCAGAAGCAAGAGGAGCUAGAGAAAGCUAAGUUAGAGUCCAAACCCAUAGAAGAGAUCAUAGCUUAAUAAUAAACUUCAUCUUAUAUCAUGGUUAAAAAAAAUUGUAGUAGUGUAUUUAUGAACUACAUUUUACCUUGUUGAUUUAGCUAAAAGUUGAUAUGGGUUCCUAGAUUUGGUUGAUAAUUGCCAUUUAGAUAGAUGGUGCAAAAAAUGAUCUAGUUGAUAACCAAUUAAAGCUUUCAUCUUUUCUA
Molecule: messenger RNA, 1582 nt
Organism: Amaranthus tricolor (Joseph's coat)
Lineage: Eukaryota; Viridiplantae; Streptophyta; Magnoliopsida; Caryophyllales; Amaranthaceae
Product: naringenin,2-oxoglutarate 3-dioxygenase
Exons: 3
Coding region: 294-1397 (367 amino acids)
Source: RefSeq, a predicted model, not a curated record